CGGCGCUUAGUUUACUCUCGUAUCCAUUAGGCUGCACAGGUGUUUGCCCGCCUCGCGUUGUGGAGAAGCUGUGCAGCAAAUCGCGCCAAACCGAAGCCUUCAGCGCGUGAAUCGUGCGCCGCAGAGUUUGUUGAUGUGAAAAAGAUUCGGUAGCCUCCGAGUGGCGGAUUUUUUUUUCCUCUGCGGAUCUGUGAUUCGAAUGAUUGAUAGUGAUCUUCAUAGUGAAUUAAUCGUUGGUUACAUGUGUGGAGUUUUCAAGUUCAUGUGAAAUUCCAGAGCGUCACAAAUCGGAGCAAUAAAAUUACCAUAUAGUAUAACAAGAUAUUUGACGGCUGAGAAGUGUUGUGCAUCAUGAAUGGUUCGAUGGAUUGCCCGCGGAGACGCGGCUCGAUAAGGCGUCGAGUGACUUCAAAAGCGGUGACAGCUUGCCAUGUGAUAUUAAUUUUGUUCGCUCUGUCGGCAACGAUGUUCGGAGGAGCAAAUGGUCAAAUUACGCGACGAUUUCCAGCGGACUUCCGAUUUGGGGUUGGCUCUUCCGCUUACCAAAUUGAGGGUGGAUGGAACGAGGGUGGCAAAGGCGAAUCCAUCUGGGAUCGAAUGACGCACGAGCAUCCAGAGAAGAUACAGGAUAGAAGCAAUGGAGACAUCACCAGCGAUAGUUAUCAUAACUGGAGACGAGACGUCGAAAUGGUACGGGAGCUUGGCGUCGAUAUUUAUCGGUUUUCACUUUCCUGGCCGCGAAUUUUACCCAGUGGAUUCGUGAAUAGCGUUAACAAAAACGGUAUCCGUUACUACAGUGGACUGAUUGAUGAACUACUUCGGUACAACAUCACUCCUAUGGUUACACUGUACCACUGGGAUCUUCCUCAGCGAUUGCAGGAAUUGGGAGGAUGGACGAAUCCGGCGCUGAUCAGCUAUUUCAAAGACUAUGCGCAGGUUGCGUUCGAACAGUUUGGAGAUCGGGUUCAAAUAUGGACGACAUUUAACGAGCCUUGGCACGUCUGCGAACAGGCGUACGGUAUCGAUUUUAUGGCACCGGCAAUGGACUUCCCUGGAAUCCCCAGUUAUAUGUGCGGACACAAUCUGCUCAAAGCACACGCGGAGGUUGUGCACAUGUACCGAAGGCGAUAUCAACCUAGACAGCAUGGUAGCAUUGGGAUCACGACCGACAUAUCGUAUCCUGAACCGAUGUCCAAUAGCGAUGAAGAUCGUGCCGCCUCGGAAACUAGUCUGCAGUUUUAUGUUGGGUGGUUUGCCCAUCCGAUUUUCUCCGAGAAAGGCGACUACCCACAGGUUAUGAUCGAUCGGGUAGCUGCGCUCAGUAAGCAGCAGGGAUACUCCAAAUCCAGAUUGCCUACUUUUACCCCGGAAGAAAUACAGAUGAUCAAGGGGACUUCGGAUUUCUUCGGCAUCAAUUCGUACACAUCGGUGCUGGUAAGAAAGAACGACAGAAAUAAUACAGUAGGAUUCCCGGUGCCAUCGUUCAAUCACGACAUGGGCGUGGUGGAAUCGUAUGAUCCUAGCUGGCCGACCAGUGGUUCGGAAUGGUUGCAUGUUGUGCCCAAGGGGAUGAAUAAGCUGCUGAAUUGGAUACGCAAGGAGUACAAUAAUCCGCCGAUUUACGUUACGGAAAAUGGAGUAAGCGAUCGCGGUGGCACCAACGAUGUGAAGCGAAUCGAUUUCUUCAACUCCUACCUGGAGGCAGUUCUGGAUGCGAUAGAAGACGGGUGCAACAUUCAGAUGUACGUCGCGUGGAGCUUGAUGGACAGCUACGAGUGGAAGGCUGGAUUUACGGAGAAGUUCGGAUUGUUCCACGUAGACUUCAGCAGUCCAAACCGAACGCGUACGCCAAAGGCAUCGGCCAAAGUAUAUGCCAACAUCGUUAGAACCCAUCGUAUUGAUUGGAGCUACCGGCCAGAAGCUGAUGUCAUAAUUGAGGCAAUUUCCUAUCGAUCACAUAGUAGUAUUAAGGUUCCUGUGAUAUACCUACUGCUUGUAACAUUGAGUAUUGUGCUAAAAGUAGUCUACAGUAGCUAGGAAUAGGAACAAUGUUUGGUGUGCAAUUCUCAACAUUUCGUUGAGGUGUAUGAAUUUUGUGUGUCAUGCGAGUGUAAAUAGUCGUCGUUGGAUGAGCUAGAUCUAGUUAAAAAUAAAGUCAAUUUUAAGAUG
Toxorhynchites rutilus septentrionalis is the source of this 2169-nucleotide messenger RNA. Its product is annotated as myrosinase 1-like. Bases 352 to 2037 code for a protein of 561 amino acids. Gene Ontology annotation, molecular function: beta-glucosidase activity. NCBI's taxonomy places the organism in Eukaryota, Metazoa, Arthropoda, Insecta, Diptera, Culicidae. The transcript is spliced from 6 exons. Gene Ontology annotation, biological process: carbohydrate metabolic process. The record is from RefSeq and is a predicted model, not a curated record.